AUGUCUAACACAGAACCGCCGAGCAAUGACCAUACCUGUCCCCACCCCUACCAUUCUGGUUAUUCACCAGACAAUCUCCCACCCCUCUUGUUCCAAAUCGAACCCCGUCGAUCACAGAACCUCCCCGUCAUUCCUCACCUUGUCGAGAACGGGGUCGUCGUGAAAGACAGCGAGGGCGUCGAAAUCCGCAUUUUCAGCUUCCUGCCCCGCUACAUCACCACCAGGCCGGCGGCGUGGCUCCUCGAGUUCUGGAUGCGCUCUGACCCGCGUCUGACAUACAGAGACAUCAAAGCGCGCAUGGUGGGCGGCCGCCGCGACAAGCCCAUGGAGAACGCCCUGAACAUGCGUCGCGAGCGCGACGUCCGCGCCCCCCUCGCCCUCUCCUGCUGGUCCACCCGCCGCACCGCCAGCGGCCGCGUCUCUCGCAUCGACGUCGAGCGCGUCGAGAAGUGGACCCUCGAUCAGAUCGCCUACAAUACCACCAUGGACAUCGAGUACCGCUUCGAUGUCCAGUCGGGCCGUUUCUACCCCCUGCGUCUGCGCUCCAAGCCCCUCACCCCCGGCGUCGCGCCCCGUUUCUACCCCCUCACCUACUUCCUGGACGGCGGUAGACCUCACCAGCCUAGCCGUCGCCUCCAGGCCACCAUCCAGACCUACCACCGGCUGGAGAGUAGAGCCCUCGACCUGGGCCUGCGUAGCUGGCGCGAUCUGCCUGACCAGGAGCUCCCGGCCUCUUGGGUCACCCACCGCAACAACGCCAGAGCGGCUUCCGCUGCGCGUCACGGAAGGGCUUGA
Molecule: messenger RNA, 795 nt
Organism: Aspergillus terreus NIH2624
Lineage: Eukaryota; Fungi; Ascomycota; Eurotiomycetes; Eurotiales; Aspergillaceae
Exons: 2
Coding region: 1-795 (264 amino acids)
Source: RefSeq, a predicted model, not a curated record